This is a messenger RNA of Striga asiatica, 603 nucleotides long. The record is from the annotation of a GenBank genome assembly. Lineage: Eukaryota; Viridiplantae; Streptophyta; Magnoliopsida; Lamiales; Orobanchaceae.
AUGAAGAGGAGCUUGUUUUACGGCUUCAUCUCAGCUGGCGGAACCCCGGGCCCCGGGAAUCCGGGAAAGGGCGGUAGAGGGAAUGGAAAGACGGGCGGUGGAGGUGGCGGCGGGAAAAUUGGCGGGAAAAUCGAAGGAGGUGGAUUUGGAAAGAUUGGCGGGAUUACAGAAGGUGGUGGCUGGAAAGGGUUUGGCGGGAAAAUGCUCGGUGGAUUGAAUGGGAACGGAAAAGAUUCUGCAUUUUCGGGGGCAGAAAUGGAAUUUGUGGGAGUGGCGGCAGCUGGGGGAGCUCUGGCAAUGGCGGGAGGAGGCUGCCAGUGGCCGGAGGGUCUUGAAUUGGAGGUAAGAAAGCAGGGCUGGUUAAAGGGCUUGAAUGUGAAGAAGCCGGCGGAGGUGGAUGACGUGGUGGCGCUGGCUGCUAUGGAGCAGUAUGGUUUGUUGCUGCUGAUGAGUUUUACAGUGCAGGUUUUGAUUUUCUUGACGUGCUUGCUGACAGGGAAAGGGAGUUUGACUUUGAACUCUCCGUGGAUGUCUGUUUUGACUUGCUGUUUGAAGCUUGGGUUUGAGCUUUUGUCCUUGCAUUCCACUGCAACAGAUGCACCU